This is a messenger RNA of Knipowitschia caucasica, 264 nucleotides long. The record is from the annotation of a GenBank genome assembly. Lineage: Eukaryota; Metazoa; Chordata; Actinopteri; Gobiiformes; Gobiidae.
AUGGAGGUGGUGCAGAGCAGGUCCAUCAAAGGAUCCAUCUGGUCUAAGAUUAAAGAGCCAAACACAGACCAAACCCUGGACUUCACUCCAGAGGUCAGAGCCCUGGUCCUGAGAUCUGCAGCGGGACAAGCCCCUCCCAGGAGAGGAAACACAGAGCCCAAACAGGCAUCCACUCUGAUAGGUGACGCCCACAGUGAAGAGAAGAAGGAGGAGGAGGAGAUGAAGAGGGGAGAGAGGGAGGAGGGAGGAGGGGGUCAGGACUGA